AUGGUACUUCCUGUGCGCAUUCUUCCCAUUGACUGGCGAAGGAGAAGGUACAUUCCUCAGAAGAAAUCGAAAAUUUUGCAAAAUACAUUGCAGUCAGGUGUGGCUACGAUCUUUUCCAGUCACGGAUACGAUCCUCUCAAGUAUUGGUCCACUCAUGUUGAGAAAGGAUCCAUUCAGAGAAUUCGCAUCCCUGAUAUGCAGGGCUUGGUUCUUGAGUUAUUAUCCUCAUCCUAUUGUUCCACUUAUAUCUCUGCACCAGAGGAUGCCAGGAUGAAAAUCUGCUGCAAUAUGCCUAUCAUGACAAUGUUCGUGGAAUACCUCAAUUUACCAUUCACGUUCGAAUUCCAGUUAAGAGACAGCAAGAAAAUGAAGAGGAGAUACAGAUUCAGUACUUGCCGGAUGACCAGUAAAUUAGGUACCCUGACUUGCCAUGUGCCUUUACACGUUCGUAGAGGAUGGAACAGGAUACAGGUAGAUUUACAAGACCUCACCAGGUGGACUUACAAUAGUAACUAUGUAGAGUUCUUGGAAAUACAAAUUUAUGCCAAUUGUAGACUUAGAAGGAUCUUUUUUUCUGAUAAGCUAUACAAUGAAGAUGAAUUGCCAGAAGACUAUUUAUUGAAGUAUCCCAUGGAAUUGCACAUGGAGAAUGACAGUAUCCCUUUCACUUUGUUUCCUGCUAGUUUGUUUAAGGAUUGGAACUAUUAUGGUUCAUAA
Argiope bruennichi is the source of this 717-nucleotide messenger RNA. RefSeq names its product cilia- and flagella-associated protein 20-like. Lineage: Eukaryota; Metazoa; Arthropoda; Arachnida; Araneae; Araneidae. The record is from RefSeq and is a predicted model, not a curated record. The transcript has a single exon. Gene Ontology annotation, cellular component: motile cilium; ciliary basal body. Gene Ontology annotation, biological process: positive regulation of cell motility; regulation of cilium beat frequency involved in ciliary motility; cilium assembly. Bases 1 to 717 code for a protein of 238 amino acids.